AUGGAAGCACUGAAGAAAAACCACACCUUAAGCUCUGAAUUUAUUAUCUUAGGCUUUAGGGACCUGGCUGGACUACAAAUCUUCUUUUUUGGACUCUUUCUAAUUAUGCAUCUCAUCACCUUAGCAGGCCACACAACUAUUGUGCUAAUCACUCUCAUUGACACCUGCCUCCAGACACCCAUGUAUUUCUUCCUUCGAAACCUAUCUGCCAUUGAAAUUUGCUACAUAUUAGUUAUUGUCCCUAACAUGCUGGCCAAUUUCCUGUCUAAAAAUCAGCGAAUGCCCUUCCUGGGAUGCGCUCUACAAAUGCACCUCUUCAUUGCUUUGGGUGGAGCAGAGUGUUUCCUCCUUGUUGCGAUGGCUUAUGACCGUUUUGUGGCCAUCUGCAACCCCCUGCGUUACACACUCAUCAUCACCAGGGUCUUCUGUCUGCAGAUGUUGGCUCUGGCAUGCAUCAGUGGUUUCACACUUUCACUCACCCUCACCACUCUGAUAUUUCUCCUGCCCUUUUGUCAGUCCCAUGUCAUCAACCAUUUCUUCUGUGAUAUUCCUGCUGUUCUGUUUUUAGCCUGCUCUGACACACGGGCCAAUGAGAUUGCAGUCUUCCUUGUGUGCAUGCUGAUUCUGUUGAUUCCCUUCUUGUUGAUCCUGUUUUCCUAUGGAUUCAUUAUUGCCGCCAUUCUUAGAAUUCAUUCAGCAGAAGGCAGAAGCAAAGCUUUCUCUACCUGUGCUGGCCACCUGCUGGUCUCCGUUAUGCACUACGGCUGUGCAAUAUUCAUCUACAUUCGUCCCAAGUCCUGCUACACCCCGGAACAGGACAAAAUUGUGUCCUUGAUCUAUACCAAUGUAACCCCAAUGCUCUACCCUAUGAUCUAUAGCUUGAGGAACAAGGAAGUCAAAGGUGCCCUCAGGAGGCUCCUGGUGAGCCAUAGCCGAUAA
Acomys russatus (golden spiny mouse) is the source of this 939-nucleotide messenger RNA. Its product is annotated as olfactory receptor 10K1-like. Gene Ontology annotation, molecular function: olfactory receptor activity; G protein-coupled receptor activity. Gene Ontology annotation, cellular component: membrane. Gene Ontology annotation, biological process: G protein-coupled receptor signaling pathway. The transcript has a single exon. The coding region runs from base 1 to 939 and encodes 312 amino acids. NCBI's taxonomy places the organism in Eukaryota, Metazoa, Chordata, Mammalia, Rodentia, Muridae. The record is from RefSeq and is a predicted model, not a curated record.